AUGCGGAUGGUGGUAUUUCAUGAUUCUCAUGAAUUAUGGCAAGCAAUUGUAGGUGAGAAUGUCUCGAAGAAGAAUGAUUGUCUCGCUCUGUCUGUGAUUUUCGGAGCAGUUCAUGAGGAGACGAUAACGGUUCUUGACGCAAAGAAGACGAUUAAGGAGAGCUGGGAGAUUCUUCGUUCGCAGAAUCUUGGCGUGGAUAAAGUGAUUCAGUCAAUAAUUCAAAGCCUGAAACAUGAGUACGAAAUUCUCACGAUGUAG
Molecule: messenger RNA, 258 nt
Organism: Spirodela intermedia
Lineage: Eukaryota; Viridiplantae; Streptophyta; Magnoliopsida; Alismatales; Araceae
Source: the annotation of a GenBank genome assembly